CUUCGUACCAUCACAAGCUUUGUCCUACCCCUGUUCGCUUUUGACAUCGAUUCUUCUACGACGCUCUUAGCGACACCCUUGGCUGGGUCAGAGCACGCGCAAGAGUGCUGGCGAAGUCGUACUUGCCGCCUCGCCGACGAUGAACCUCCGCCUGGUCUGCCGCCAGUCGAACGGCGAGGAGCGCAAAGUGAUGCUCUUCGCCAGCGACUUUGGAAUGAUCAUCAGCGCAGCCGCCGAAAGACUCGACUGUACUAGCGACCAGAUCAUCCUUCAAGUCAAAGAUGGAGAUGAGCUGUGGGAGAUUGAGCAGAACUUCUGGCCUUCCUUGUCCGAGAACCAGACGCUAUAUGCGCAUGCCAAGCCCAAGAAGGCCAAGAGCGGUGGAAAGAGGAAGGCAUCCGCCAAUGGGUCGGGCUUUGUGAGCGAUUCAGCUACUUCCGCCGGUGACGACUCUCUCAGAAGACCUGCACCACGAAAGAGAAAAAGCACAAGCAAGUCAGUGCCUGUCGGUAGAAAUGCUGCCAUCGCGGCAAACAACACGCCGACAGGGUCGAAUGGUUCCUCCGCCGGACCUUCUGCCUCUGCUUCUGUCCAAGUCGACAAUACUCAACCUUCAGGAGAUGCAUGGGCUCCCCUCCAGCCUACAGCUAUAUCUUCUUCCAACAGAAGGUGGGAUGCAAAAGCUGAUGCUAUACUGUGGGACAGGCUUCGCAAGACUGUGGAGAAGAAGCCGAAAUCCGCAUACACGGUCGCCGAAAGGAUGGCAGUCUUCGAAGAAAUUCUGGGGGAGCACGGUACACAUGGGACGGUCUCAAGAGCCCUGGCAGGACGCAACGCUUCGGCCCUCAACGCAAGAGCUGGCAAAAAGAUACAAGCUGCUGUACAGAUGGGCUUUCCUCUGCCUUAUGGCUUGCGGGAGCUGUAUGUCAGACCCAAGAAUGACCCUGCUCAAAAGUCUCGCUCGCCAUCUGCACGUCAGGGAGGAAGGGAGAGCGGAGGAGAGGGAAAUGCAGGUGCUAAUAGCGCACGUAGUACAUCGCGCAGAGACUCUUUCGUCAUUGUAGACGAUUCCAGCGCACAGUCUGAUGGUGAUGAUGAAGACUCGGACGCUGCCGCACCGUGGCAGAUGUCCCCGCACUCACGACGCAGCAGUCGUCUACCCGUUGGCGAUGACUCGACCUCCAGCGGCACGGACUUAGGGUCAGGUGACCAGCGACGAUUCAGAGACUCAAGACUUCAGACACCACCCUUGCCGACCUUUGCUGGGAGCGCCGCCAGUCGGAAGCGCUGGCCUGCCCAAUCGGCUGCGCCAUCAGCUACCUCUCCACAAGCAAUAGCAAGCACAUCUCUUCCCCUACCGCCAGCGUCACUCCCACCCCGACCUUCGCAAGCAAGCGACGCACCACCGCCGCCACAGGCUCGGUCUACGAGGCAGCAGCCGCCUCGAAGGCGUCCCAAUGGGAAUGCCGCUAUACCACCUUCACCAAGUAAUGGAGCCCUGCAAGCAUCAGGAUCAAACGCGACGCCACUCUCGUCACGCACAACAGCUGCAGUCGGCCAAAGGGCGCCUCCAGCAAGCACUGAGCCCCCGCUCUUCUUGGCUGAGGAAAAUGCUCGUCUGACACAGGCUGCACAGGCCGCCAUCAACCCUUUUCUGGCGUCGAGAGUCGUACGUGAGUCUGCUGCCGUACCGACUCCACCGCCAGCCGAAAGCUCUGUUCAGCAAGCCGUUCAGGCAGAGAAUCGGCGUCACCUUACAUGGCCUGCAUCAUCGCAAGGCUCUGCACCUCAGUCAGCAAGUACAAGUGUUAAAAGUGAGAAGACUGAUGAGGAGGACGAGUUGGAUGGAUCUGAUGCGCAAGAGAGCGGCGAAGAGGCGUCCGAUACGGAAGAAAGGCAGGUAGACGCCCAUCUAGCCCGCGGUAGUGACAGGCUACCUUCUGUGAACCGGCCACCUUUACCUUUUGGAUUACUCAAAGGCGCCUCGCCAGCAGAUGUCGAUCUUUUACAUAUGACGCUGAGUGAAGAGUGGGAAGAGACUCGUCAGCACGCUCGUGCGAUCAUCAGGUCCUCGAUCCCACGCAAGAAGAGCCUUGAAAUAGGGGAUAUCGACUUCGCUCUCGCCGCCUCGAAGUUGGUGGACUUCAUGGAGAAACAGUUGGACAUGAGCAGCCCUUCCGGGAUUCGAUAUAGCGUCCCUCCCCGGUCACACGAAACAUGGUAUGCUGGCCUCGCUACCUCUAUCGCUCUCGAAGUAUUCGGGGCCACGCCCCCAGAUUGGUCUGUCCGUCGAACCAGUUUUGCGGUCGCAGGCUACUACGCAGCGCUCGGCGAUCAUCACCGGAGGACGUUUGCCAAGCAGAAGAACAACAACGUCAUUAGAUUCAUGAGCUUUGCUCAGGUGAGCCAAAAGGUCUUCUGGGCAUUACGAAGCGCCGAAGACGGCAGCCGAUACCUCGAAGCAGAGGCCGAGGAUAUCAGUGCCGCUGUCGCUCUAGUGCUCAACCAAAACAGCGUCCUGGGGAGACAUCUCGCGGAUCGGCUUCGCUGGCGUCCAGCAGAGGAAAUGUUGCCACUGGUCAUGCGCUGCAAGAGCUACUUGAACAAGCUCGAGGCAAGCGUCAAAUUUGUGCAGCGCUGUCCCGAAGCACGAGAAUGGGGAGCUGUUCAGAAGGUGACGCGACGCAUGAUCCCAACAAGGUCGUGUAUCCGACACUGGCGUGAAAUCGAGCCACAGAGAUUCACUCAAGCUCAGGAUGCGCUGUUUGACCUUCAAAAAGCCCUGGAUGCUCUCCAAUCUCAAGGGAUGUAUGAUGAAACGCCUAUGGCGCAGCCCUCGGCAAAGAAAAAGUCACGCCCCCCACCACGGCGCAGAGCGUCCGUCCAGACGGGGACGAAUGCUGUUCAGCUCGUCAAGCGCGAGUGAGAGGAAGUCAAGACCGGAGCGUCGAUUACCGCGCGGUGCAUUAGUUCGAAGAGGGUGGACGAUAAGGUAGAAACCCUUUCCAUCUCACACAGACCUUUCUCGCUACGCUGGAUGUGGCGCAGUACCUCCCGUCGUUGUCUUGGGUGCCAUGCCCGGUCUCAGAAAUUCACUUGUAUACCCCACACUUUCCCCAAUCGCCGUAACGGCGUCACUAAUCAAUUGUACUUCUACU
Molecule: messenger RNA, 3158 nt
Organism: Microstroma glucosiphilum
Lineage: Eukaryota; Fungi; Basidiomycota; Exobasidiomycetes; Microstromatales; Microstromataceae
Exons: 2
Coding region: 140-2926 (928 amino acids)
Source: RefSeq, a predicted model, not a curated record